AUGGCCAGUAGCAACCAGGCCAGCUUACAGGAUGCCCAGAGCAGGCACUGCAAGUUCUUAUCUUAUAUGUUCUACCAGGCUGUUCGAGAUCACAAGCCUGUGUGGAUGCUGGAAGACAUGAGGACCAUGGAGUAUUUUUACUGGGAGGAAAAUGCCAGCCAGAGGACCUACUCGCCCUCCGAAGCCCUGCUCUAUGCAGUGGUGCACAAUCACCUGCCUUACGCUCAGUAUCUGCUGUCUCACUUUCCGGAGGAGGCUCUCAAAGUCCCUGGGGAGCAUUUCUGCUAUUGCCCAUCCUCUGCCCCUCACUUAGCCAUGGCUGUAACCUACGACAGGAGAGACAUCUUGGGGCUGAUCAUCAGCAUCGCACACAAGCAGCCUAGUCUGAACUCCUACAUCAACAGGACCGGCUGCUUUCACCUGGAAGAUGGCAAGACCCCUCUGCAUCUUGCCUGCGAGCUCCUGAGGGCAGAGACUGUUCUCAUCCUGCUUGGGAAUGGGGCCUCUCCCCAUAUAAAGGAUGGCAAAGGGCUCACCCCACUGGAUGUCAUCCUGGAACAGAUGUGGGACUCCAAAGUCAAUGUGGCAUCCAAAAAGCUCUGCCUUGAUUACCUCUUGCUGUUCAUGCCGAACCCCCAGUUCAAGAUGCAGAAGGUCCUGCGAGAGCAUCCAGAGCACUGGAAAGUCCUGCUAGGGGAGGACAAGUUCAACAGCCUGGUGGGGAAGACACCUGCAUCUUUAUAUCUUCAAGCUAUGCAAACCAUCCUCCAAAUUCUUCCACCCUCCCAUUUUCCUGAAAGCAUCCAGGAACUUCCUAUACCUCAAGCACUUAAACCCCUGCCUUGCUCCGACAAACAGCAUCUGACAAAAAAUGUGGUAAAUGUUUUUCCAUGA
Varanus komodoensis (Komodo dragon) is the source of this 894-nucleotide messenger RNA. RefSeq names its product ankyrin repeat domain-containing protein 9-like. Lineage: Eukaryota; Metazoa; Chordata; Lepidosauria; Squamata; Varanidae. The transcript has a single exon. Bases 1 to 894 code for a protein of 297 amino acids. Gene Ontology annotation, molecular function: protein binding. The record is from RefSeq and is a predicted model, not a curated record.